GGGAGCACCGGAAGCCCCGCCCCCGGCGCCCCCAUCCGCAUCGCGCUGCCCGGGGGCCGCCUCCUGCCCGGCCGGGCCCUGCAGACCACGCCCUACAUGGUGGCGGCGGAGCUGGGGGCGGCGGAGGCGGCGCUCGUGGCCCGCGUGAACGGGGCCCUGCAGGACCUGGAGCAGCCGCUGGAGGGCGACAGCGACCUGGAGCUGCUGGACUUCAGCUCGGCAGAGGGGCGAGAGGCCUUCUGGCGCUCGGGAGCCUUCGUGCUGGGGGCCGUGCUGGAGCAGUUCUAUGGGGCCACAUUCUGCCGCGCCAGCGCCACCGAGGAUGGCUUCCACUGCGACGUGCACAUGGGCGACCGGACGGUGCCGCGUGGGGACCUGCAGGCGCUGGAAGGGGCUUGCGCCGCCUUCGCCCGCGCCGGGCACCGCUUCGAGCGCUUGGAGGCACCGAGGGAACGGCUCCGGGAGCUGCUGGAGCACAACCGGUUCCAGCUGCAGCAGCUCGAGGCGGUGCCGGCCCCAUUGGCCACUCUCUACAGGUGCGGGCCCCAGCUCCAGCUCUGCCGCGGGCCCCUCCUGCGGCACACGGGGCUCAUCGGGGCCCUGCGCGUCCUCUCGAGCUCCGCUGCGCUGUGGCAGGGGCUGGGCUCCGGCUCCCUCCAGCGCGUCGCCGCCGUCGCCUUCCCCAGCGGCCUGGAGCUGGCCCGGUGGGAGCGGGCGCAGGAGGAGGCGGCGCUGAGGGACCAUCGGCGCAUCGGCAGG
Molecule: messenger RNA, 759 nt
Organism: Pezoporus flaviventris
Lineage: Eukaryota; Metazoa; Chordata; Aves; Psittaciformes; Psittacidae
Gene: TARS2
Product: threonyl-tRNA synthetase 2, mitochondrial
Exons: 7
Biological process (GO): threonyl-tRNA aminoacylation
Molecular function (GO): ATP binding; threonine-tRNA ligase activity
Source: RefSeq, a predicted model, not a curated record